UCGCCCAAUUCUCGCCAAGCCGGCCAAUCGGCCUCUGACCGUAACCCCGGCCACACUCCAUCACCCCGGCCGUCGCCGUCGGCCGUGCCUGGCCACAAACGGCGUCGAUUGAGGAAGCAAUACCCUUCCUCAACUCCGGUAGAUGAGGGCUCAAGGGUUGAAUUGGACGAAAACAUCAUGGCGUUGUGCCAUUGUCAAAUUACUGACCGGGGGUUCGCCGAUGCCACUGACAUGGUUGGACCCUCCAUCGAGGUCAUGAGACCUACCAGUACUCAAACUGCUCUAGACGCACCGUCGGGGUUCUUCACGGUCCAUCUGGCGUCUUUGAAGAAGGGGCUGCGCUUCCCACUCCACCCGUUGUUGAUCGAAUUCCUCAACGUGGUGGACCUUCUCCCGUGCCAACUGGUCCCCAACUCUCACCGGUACAUCGCCGGUUACCUGGUCCGGUGCAAAGAUGUAGGGGUGAAUCCGACCUUGGACCAUUUCAUAUUCACCUUCAAACUGACCAAGGGCCAUAAGGAUUGGGCGUCCUAUGCCAGUCUUUCCCAGAGGUCCAGUAAACUCUUUGCUAGUGAUAAGAAGGGGUCAACUAAAGAGUGGAAGCCUUUCUUUGUCUUCGUUUCGACGGGGCCCGAAUCUCCUUUCACGGGUUCAGGGCGACCUUCCUUCCGCCGCAUCCCAUGCCCCCCACCUGAUGCCACCCUUUUGUCCAUCACUCGCCAACUCUGCAACAAGGGAGUUAUGAACGUCAAAGAGGUGGUGACAGAGGAAACCCUUGCCGGGUUUGGGUUUGAGUUUGUUCAGGAUGAGCUUCGCCACCAACCCGACCUACUGAGGGACAUCCCCGGGGGGCAUCAGCCUGACCAGCUGAAGGACAUUCCUGAGGAAGUGGAAUUACAAGAUUCAGGAGAAGAGAUGGACAGCGAUCUCCUGCUCAGUCGCUUCACUGCAGGGAGGAAAAAGAAGAGAGAGACGAAGGGCCAGGGCAAACGUUCUUCAUCCCACCACGAGGAGGGUCCUUCUCGAGAGCCGGUCGUAACUGUGGUGGAGGACCAAGAAGAUGCUACCCAGGAACCGGGUACCAUGGCUGGCCAGUCCCUUCCACACCCCGUGAUGCAGGGUGGCGACCUCGCUGGGUCGUCUCAGGGCAUUGCCUUGGAGCGACCUCCAUCACCACCCGCAGUGACCUACGAGGUGGCGACCGGGGGUCGCUCGACGAGGCUCUGCAUCCCUCCCCUGCCCCAAAGCCUAGGGGACGUACAGCUGGAGACUCUUAUCACUCUGCCUGCAGAAGACCAG
This is a messenger RNA of Cuscuta campestris, 1299 nucleotides long. Lineage: Eukaryota; Viridiplantae; Streptophyta; Magnoliopsida; Solanales; Convolvulaceae. The record is from the annotation of a GenBank genome assembly.